Brenthis ino (lesser marbled fritillary) is the source of this 780-nucleotide messenger RNA. The record is from the annotation of a GenBank genome assembly. NCBI's taxonomy places the organism in Eukaryota, Metazoa, Arthropoda, Insecta, Lepidoptera, Nymphalidae.
AUGCCAAAACGUAAAACUAAAGAUAAGAUUGAAUAUUAUAAAAGCAAAUUACGAAAGUUGGAAAACAAAAGCCGUCGUCGGAUAAGAUGCCUAUCGCCUUCAUCGGAUUCGGAACAAGAAACAAGAGAUACAAAUUCAAUUGGAAUUGGGGAUCCCGUAACUAUGAGCUCGGUUAUUGACGCCGAGCCUGGGACAUCAAUGGAAGCACCAAAUGAAGGGGUUACUGGUCCUGAAGUCUGUAUGAAUUCACCGGGCGAUAACAAUGUGGCGAAUUCUUCAACUGUUCCCGUUUUGGAUCCAAGUAUUUUGGCAGCAUUAGGGGAAAUCACGGACGAAACCCCAGAGUUUGAACGCACCGAACGCGACAAUACGCUGUUCGGUAGCGAUCUCUCAGAAAAAAUAAAAGCCUCUAAGACUAUUGUCAAACAAGGUGAGCUGAUUAAGAAAGCUUUGCCUCCGCCAAAGCCUUCCACUUCCAAUAAUUCUAGAGCGCAACCUAACGCUAACCGGUCCAGCUACCAGGGAAACUGGCAGGGACCUUCUCGUUCCCAGCCGAACAGAGGAGGGGGCGAGGAGGUCACAAGCGGACCAGCUACCGCAUUCCAACUUCUACCAGCCAGUCGAAGACCAGUCACACUUACAAGCCGCGUGUCUCAACGCGACGUCAGUGACCCAGGUACAUGCAGGAACUAUCACCAUCCUCUACACAGCCAUCUUAUGCUGGCUGCGGCGAUACUCUCCGAGAAGCCUUCCUUCGGCGUAACAUCCCAGUCCAAGCUA